UUCAUAAUCAUCGCUCAAUCUGUCAGCAACCACCCUUUGCCGGCCUGCACAACUGUCAUCUUUACAUAACGAACAUCCUUCAGAAAGUGGAAGUGGAGGCGAAGAGUGGAGGUGACGUUGGAGUGACCGAAGUCCGUCAAGUGUUCGAAUAGCCUUUCAACUCUGUCUUCCAUGCUUUAUCCUGGCGAUCGUCCUGUGUCUGAUAGUCUAUCUGCCAUUCAAAAUGCCGCGCCAUGUUAUUCGCCCACUCCCAAAGGCAUUCCAGCCCCACCGGGAAUCGCAUUCACACAACGACAGGAACAUGUGGGAGACUCUCGAUCGUGUCCAGGUACUUGGAGACAACCAACAAGGUCACCAUGGGUGUGUGAAUGCGUUAAGCUGGAGUGAUGACGGACAGACGCUGCUUUCGGGAUCGGACGACAGGAGAAUAUGUAUCUGGCAACCUGAUACUACAUCACACUUCUCCCCUUCACCUCAUCCGCUCAAACUCUCAGAAACCAUAUCCACGGGACACCGCGCAAAUAUAUUCUCGGCUAAAUUUCUUCCAUACGCGAACACACCCCGUAUUGUCAGCGUGGCUGGAGAUCGGGAUGUCAGAGUGUAUGACGUUGAGAGCCUCGGAAGGCGCAUGGGAGAAUCGGGCGACUGGGAGCUGGAUGGUGUUUCAGGAGAAGGAGUAACCCUCCUCAAAUGCCAUAAAAACCGGGUGAAACGAAUAGCUACGGAGAACUCGCCUUCCCUUUUCCUGACCGUAUCAGAGGACGGUACGGUCCGCCAACAUGAUCUUCGUCGACCUCAUUCCUGCAGCUCUGAAUGUCCCGAAGCGCUUUUCCAAGCGCCCAGAGGAGUGGAUCUAUAUAGUUUGAGCGUGAGCACAGUGACUCCUCAUAUCUUUGCUGUGGCUGGAACAUCGCCUUAUGCUUACAUAUGUGACCGCCGAAUGCUCCCCCGCCAAACUCCCUCCUGGGGUCCAUACAUUAAAUCCGCCGGGGACGUUUACUGUGUGCGAAAGCUCGGUCUCCCGGAUGAAGAAUGGGAAACUGUAUCACCAAGAGGCAGAAGGCGGUUAUUUGAUGGGGAAAGACAUGUCAGCUGUGUGAAGAUGAGUGGCGAGAAUGCUGACGAGGUGGCUGUCAACUUUAUGAAGCACUCAACAGCCCUUUUCUCAAUACAUGACUCCCCCUCUUCUCCUUCCGCUCGCUCUCCUUCAGCUUCAUCCGUUAUAGCCCCCGAGAUAUCAUCCGGGCGCUCUCGCCGCUCGAAAUCCCAUGACCCCACUGGUGUAUUACCGCAGAGUGGUGCAGGGGAAGGCGUUGAGAACACAGAUGAACCAGUUUCAAGGGAGAGAAGGAUGUCAACAAGAAAUAUCAGUGAUAGUGGAAGGGGUCGUGAUGGACGUCAAAUUUCAACGGACGGGGAGAGUGUGAGCGGCCGCAUUGAGGACCUGGCAUCCCUUUUGGAACGUCAGAUAGCAGAAGAGGAGAGAGAGGAAGAAGAGGAUAGCGAUGAAGGUGAUUUCGCUCAUCUACGAGGCCUUGCGCAAGGCUUUCAACAUGAUUCCGGAGAGUAUAAUAUUGUCGGCCCUGUGCGUAGUUUGGAAGAGCGUGGGGAUGGGAUGGACUAUCUCAUGUCAGACGACUAUUUGGAUUUGGUAAGAAAUGGAGAUGAGAACGGUCCUCAGAAUGAAGAUGACGAUGGACAUGAAGAUGAAAAUGAGGAUGAGGAUGARGACGAGGACGAUGAGGAUGAAGCCAUGUUUGACGAUGAUGAGUUCUUUGACUCGCCAAUAUUUGGCUUCCCCUUUGGCGGGCACUCAAGUACAGCACCUCGCGAAGCGUAUGAUAACGUCGAAAUCAUUCACCCAAGACGGAUGUUCAAGGGCGCGAGAAACGUGGAGACUGUCAAGGACUGUAAUUUUUUGGGAACAAAAUCAGACAAGAUCGCAUCGGGUUCUGAUGAUGGGUAUUUCUUUGUAUGGGACAAAGAAUCGGGCCGGCUUGAAGGAAUCUGGGAGGGUGAUGGGUCAGUUGUGAAUGUAAUGGAACAACAUCCAACUUUACCGUUGAUCGCAGUAAGCGGUAUCGACAGUACAGUCAAAAUGUUUUCCCCUAUCCACAACCGCCCAGCCCCAUCCAUCUCUUUCAAUCGUUCUCACUUGGCAUCUACCAUUGUCGAUCGGAACACGCGCCCUCCAAGGUUCGUUAGUGGCUCCAUCUUUGAGUCGGCGGCGUUGUUGCAGCUUCUGGAAAGCAGGGGAGUGACAGUGGCUAAUUUGGAGGACGAAGCAGAUGGGGAGAGGGAAUGUACGACGCAGUGAGGUCAGUCAGUAUGCGCGGAUCUGGGAGAAUUGAGGGACGGAAGGAUUUUACUGUGAGGCAGCUGUGAUAGCGUGUAAAGGCCAGGACGUCGUGUAUAUAAGUGUUUCAUUAUGUAUGACCAAUGCAGUAAUAAACUUAUUGGAAGAGGGGAUGGGAUAGAAUAUU
Molecule: messenger RNA, 2483 nt
Organism: Cryptococcus deneoformans JEC21
Lineage: Eukaryota; Fungi; Basidiomycota; Tremellomycetes; Tremellales; Cryptococcaceae
Exons: 10
Coding region: 224-2317 (697 amino acids)
Biological process (GO): negative regulation of fatty acid biosynthetic process
Cellular component (GO): cytoplasm; Cul4-RING E3 ubiquitin ligase complex
Molecular function (GO): protein binding
Source: RefSeq, a predicted model, not a curated record